Molecule: messenger RNA, 303 nt
Organism: Kalmanozyma brasiliensis GHG001
Lineage: Eukaryota; Fungi; Basidiomycota; Ustilaginomycetes; Ustilaginales
Exons: 1
Coding region: 1-303 (100 amino acids)
Source: RefSeq, a predicted model, not a curated record
AUGCCUGCUGAAACGCCUGCCUCAUGCCUUCUCUUCGUCCGCGUCUCGCAGCUGAUGAUUGCGAACAAAGACAUCAACGACUUCGUCGAUCGGCUUCAGUCCCUCUCGCUCGAGUACAAGCACGCCACGCACGGUCGAGCCAUCGAAGACGACGCUCUCAAAGCUAUCCUCGUCAACCAGGCCAUGACCAUUCCCGAGUACCGAGAGGUCGUCAAGGCCCUGACCGAAAGCGGACAGCUCACGGACUACUACACCCUUGCCAGCGCUCUUCAGAAGAAGGGCAGGGAGGUCCGAUCUAAGUAA